AUGGUAUCUUUGGUUAAUAUUCCCGUCGGUGAAGCUGCCUCACCUAAUGAAACCGCCCCAAGAGUUAAUGGCGUCAUUAAAGGCGGCAAUUUGCCGUUGUCCAGACCAAUCGGCUUGUCUGGUACCACUUUGUACGAAUACAUCACCGAAUGUCUAGCUAUAAAACCAGAAAGAGACGUCAUGGGUUAUCGUGAUCUAAUUGAUAUCCACGAAGAAAAAAAAACCGUCACCAAAAUUAUUGACGGUAAAGAAACUCCUGUCGAGAAAACCUGGCAAUAUUUCGAAUUAUCGCCAUAUAAAUACUUGACCAAAAAACAAUUACACAAGUUGAUCCACGAGUAUGGUAGAGGGUUGGUCAAGAUUGGCUUGAAACCAGAUAAUGAAGAAAAAUUACACAUUUUUGCCUCCACCUCUGCCAAAUGGAUGCAAACCUUUAUGGCCACCACCACUCAAGCAAUUCCAAUCGUUACUGCCUACGAUACUCUUGGAGAAGCCGGUUUGACUUUCUCGCUUGUUCAAACCGAAACUAGCGGUGUUUUCACCGAUAACGCCUUGUUGCCAAAAUUGAUCAAUCCUCUUCAAAAGGCCGAAAAAAUUAGAUUCAUUAUCCAUUCCGACAACAUCGAUCCAAAUGACAAGAGAAAUGGCGGCAAGAUUUAUGAGGAAGCCAAGGCUGCAAAAGAAGCCAUUCUUAAACAUCGUCCAGAUAUCAAAUUUUACUCUUAUUCCGAGGUUAUUGCUUUGGGUGAAGAGUCUGAAGCUUCUAUUCCUACACACGCCCCUAAACCAGAAGAUACUGCUUGUAUCAUGUACACUUCUGGCUCUACUGGUGAUCCAAAAGGUGUUGUGCUUACCCACGCCAACAUUGUUGCGGGUAUCGGUGGUGUUAGUGGUAUUGUUGACAGGUCUCUAGUCAAUGAUAAGGAUCGUGUCAUUGCCUUUUUGCCAUUGGCCCAUAUUUUCGAAAUGGUGUUUGAAUUAAUUAUCCUUUACUGGGGUGGUGUUCUCGGUUAUGCAGGUGUCAAGACCCUUACCGACACAUCGAUGCGUAACAGCGAGGGCGAUCUUAAGGCUUUCAAACCAACCAUCAUGGUUGCGGUUGCUGCAGUCUGGGAAACUAUAAAGAAGGCCAUCAUUGGUAAAAUCAGUGCCAUGCCUGGCCCAGUGCAAAAAAUAUUUUGGGCUGCUUAUAAAUCUAAAUUGCUCAUGACCAACUAUCACAUCCCAGGUUCUUCUAUUUUGGACCGUUUAUUAUUCAACAAGGUUAAAGCAGCUACUGGCGGUGACUUAAAAUUAGUGUUGAACGGGGGUUCUCCGAUUUCUAAAGACACCCAAGAAUUCGUUUCUGUAUUGAUUGCUCCAAUGUUGAUUGGGUACGGUUUAACUGAAACCGUGGCUAACACCACCGUUGUAUCACCAAGAAGAUUCGAAUACGGUGUUGCAGGCUGUUUGAGUGCUGCGAUCAAGGUGAAAUUGGUUGAUGUUGAAGAUUUGGGCUACUUUGCUAAAAACGAUCAAGGUGAAAUUUGGAUCCAGGGGGCUCCAGUACUCAAGGAAUAUUUCAAAAACCCUGAGGAAACUAAGAAAGCCGUCACUGAGGAUGGCUGGUUUCAAACAGGUGACAUUGGGGAAUGGACUGCCACUGGUCAAUUGCGAGUCAUUGACAGAAAGAAGAACUUGGUCAAGACUUUAAAUGGUGAAUAUAUUGCUUUAGAAAAAAUUGAAAGUAUCUAUCGUUCCAACACCCUUGUUGGUAAUGUCUGUUGUUAUGCUGACCAAACCAAAGUCAAACCAAUUGCUAUUAUCUCACCAAACGUUGAUGCCUUGGAAAAAUUUGCAAUCGAGAAUAAGGUUAUUUCUUCGUCAUCAGAAUUCGAUUUAUCUAAGAUUAUCGAUAACGAACAAUUGAUUAAGUUGGUGCACAAACAUCUCAUUAAUCAAGCUAAGAAAGAUGGUUUGGCAGGUAUUGAAUUGGUAGCAGGAAUUAUUAUGAUUGACUAUGAAUGGACCCCACAAAAUGGGUAUGUCACCAGCGCCCAAAAGUUGCAAAGAAAGAAGAUUUUGGCCGAUGUUCAGGAAAAGGUGGACGAGGUCUACUCCAAGAAUUGA
Messenger RNA from Saccharomycopsis crataegensis, 2109 nucleotides. RefSeq names its product long-chain fatty acid-CoA ligase. Gene Ontology annotation, molecular function: long-chain fatty acid-CoA ligase activity. The transcript has a single exon. The record is from RefSeq and is a predicted model, not a curated record. Gene Ontology annotation, biological process: long-chain fatty-acyl-CoA metabolic process; long-chain fatty acid metabolic process. Lineage: Eukaryota; Fungi; Ascomycota; Saccharomycetes; Ascoideales; Saccharomycopsidaceae. Gene Ontology annotation, cellular component: lipid droplet; plasma membrane; endoplasmic reticulum. The coding region runs from base 1 to 2109 and encodes 702 amino acids.